AUGGCGUUUAUGGACGACAAUGAUUUCUACCGGCUGCUGUCUGCGGCAGUAGAACGAGAUGCCUCGUUUGGAGAUGAAGAGCUGCUCAAGACCCCCUUGGAAGAGGGUCGUAUCUAUAACAAUACCAAGACCGAAGGGGAAACCGACGAGUUUACCAAAGCCAUUCGGAUCCUACGAGACAGUCGCCGUAUCAAUCUCUCGUGGUUUCGUCUAUUCUGGAGGCGGAGGAGGUCCUUGGUACCCAAGAAUGUUGCCAUUACCCCAACCAUCUUAUCCGGAUUGUGUGGCUAUGCCAGCAAACGAAGAGUCCAUGACAACAAGAGACAACAACUGCUACUACAGCAGCAGCAGCAGCAAGCAGUGACAGCCAGUGGCCAAGCUGCAGUAGUAGAAGGCAAUAAGAAAAAGAACAAGGUUGUCACUGUCACUUCUUCAGAUCUAUUGCGAUAUUGUCAAGGCUGUCGUUCUCAAGCGAUUCAAAAAGUACGAAGAAAGAAACGCCGCAAGCGAUUCCUCCUCUUCAUGACGCCAGUGAUUGCGCUCUUUAGCCUUACAGCUUUUGUCGUCAAGAGAAUGUCGCGAGUAUUGGAUGAGAUGGAGAACUUGAAAGAUACUGAUGAAUGGCUUUGUUCCACUCUCCCACAACCAAGUGUCCAACAAACCUGUCAUUUUGUCGACACCACCGCCUUUCACGUGCUCUACAAUGACGGCUUUCAAAGCGACGAACUUGCCACGGACGCCUUGGUUUGCAAUGUACCACAACAAACAGAUCCAGAAAUACGAAUCUGCAAUCCGAGCAAAUACUCCAUGCACCUGCAGCUCAUCAACGAAACUCUCACCAUGGACCAAGUCAUGGGAAUCAAACCAGUGCCCUUUCAAUCCCAAAUCACUCGAGAGGAACUAUACGCACAAGAGACGGUCGUCAAUCAGAUUGUUCGACAGUCUAUUGAACAAUUUGCAGAAAACUUUGAUUCUGCCCAAAACAACAAGGCUGUGCUAGAUGUUGGCGCUGGAUUUGGUGCCAGCUUGUAUUCGAUACUGCCACUCAUGGGGCAGUAUCACGUACAACCAACGCCCACCACGCGUCCUCGACGACGUCAAGCCAAACCACCCAUGCUACACUACACUGGAUUCACAUUAGGGCCACUCGAGGUUGCUCGGGCCAAAGACCUUGCUGCUUCCUAUCUGCAGGGAAUGGAAGAGGUUGUCAAUGCAAGCUUUGCCUUUGGAAACCUAGUGUCGGAUCAACCACUACCGCAAUUGAAGGUCAAACAAAGCUAUGAUGUCAUUUUGGCAAUUGAAUCACUCUCCUUUGCGGAAGAAAAGAAACUCAAGCCACUGCUUCAUGCUAUGUUUGGGGCUCUUCGAAAGGGUGGAAUCCUGAUCUUGGUAGAUGACAUUGUGCUUCCUAAAGAUCCGACCGACCCUGGUUUUCACAACUCGCAGCUAAAGGUAAACUUGUUCCGUCAGGCACUCAUGCGACCCUCCAUACUGAGCCAUGAGCAGUGGGUGGAGCUCUUUCGGGCAACUGGGUUCAAAAUGCUAGAAGCAAGAGAGUUGACUUUGGAAUUCGAGUUGCUGCCGGAUCACAUUGAUGUGUCCCUACCUAGGACAGAAUCCAAUAUUCUCUUUUCGUACACAGCAGUGCGAGUUUGGCGCUUCUUGUUGGACACCUACCAGAAACUCAUGCUUCGAUCUUUGCUCGUGCUCAGAUACGUGCUACAGCGAAGAGGAGACCAAGACGAGAUUUGGGGGAAAAAGCUAGGGGCUUGGCUACGAAUGGUCCUCCUGUCGCAUUCGGCAACAUCCACCCAAAGAGCAAAUUCCUUGCGCAAAGGAGCCUACGAGAAUGCUGACCUCAGCUACAAUCUCUAUGUUUUGAAACGCUAA
This is a messenger RNA of Seminavis robusta, 1890 nucleotides long. The record is from the annotation of a GenBank genome assembly. Lineage: Eukaryota; Bacillariophyta; Bacillariophyceae; Naviculales; Naviculaceae.